Cetraspora pellucida is the source of this 1356-nucleotide messenger RNA. The record is from the annotation of a GenBank genome assembly. Lineage: Eukaryota; Fungi; Glomeromycota; Glomeromycetes; Diversisporales; Gigasporaceae.
AUGAAAACUUUUCGAAUUCUUAUACUAUUUACAACAUUAUUGGUAUUACUUAAUGUAUAUACAAAUGCUAAACAGGAUGAUGAUUCAGGAUUCAUAACUAUUCUUCUUACAAAAAAAAAAUUUAUUCAUAGCAGAACUUUAGAUGAUUACAUUAAAAUAAAUACUCUCAAAAAUAAAAAAUUUUCUAGAUUAGAAAAGCGUCAAUCUUCAAACAUAACCUUAAAAGAUGAAACACUUGCGGAUAAAGAUAUGGGUUAUAUUGGCCCUAUAACAAUUGGUAAUCAAAAUUUUGUUGUGCUUUAUGACACUGGUUCUUUAGAUCUUUGGAUCCCAGAUAUUUCAUGUGCUUCUGAAUGUGGAAAUCAUAAUCGAUUCGAUCCUUCAAAAUCUUCUACAUUUCAAAUAAUCAAGGAAAACUUUACCUUAUCUUAUGGCCUUACUGGUGACAGUCAGUCUGUUGUUGGUUAUAAAGGUCAAGAUACCGUCAUAUUCGGUGGUGUCUCGAUCACACAACAAACAUUUGGAUUAGUAACACAUGAACCUUAUGGAGAUCUGGAAGAAGAUGGUGUUAUUGGUCUUGGACCUUUAAAUGUUGCUGGGUUUAAAGUGAAUGGUGUUAUGCAAUCAGUACAAGCUCAAAAAAAAUUAUCUCAAAACAUAAUUGGUUUUCAUUUGGCAAGAGAAAAAAAUAAUUCAAAUGAUAUAAGCUUUAUGACACUUGGUGGUGUUGAUCAAAAUGCUGUUGUGGGUUCUAUUGGAUAUAAUACUGCAAAUGUUUCAGUAGGAUAUUGGUUGAUCCCAUUAAAUGAUAUUAUGGUUGAUGGAAGUUCCAUUGGUCCUUUUCAACCUGCCCCAGCUAUUAUCGAUACUGUAGUUAGUUUAAUUCAUACCAAAAUUCCUGGUGCUAGACUUUAUCGACAACAGAAUGAAGAGCUUUGGAUUGUUCCAUGCGAUACGAAAUCUGUAAUUUCGUUUACAUUUGAUAGUGGAACAUAUUCAAUCGAUCCUAUCGAAUUUGUUAUAAGUGUUAAUCAAUCAAAUCGAUCACCGAUAUGUGUUUCAGGCAUACAGCCAAAUACUGCUAAUUAUUGGUUACUUGGUGAUGUAUUUUUGUCAAGUGUUUAUAGUGUAUUUGACUUUGAUAAUUAUCGUGUUGGUUUUUCUCAAACAAAAAUAAUAUUAAAUUCUAAUUCUGUUACUUUAAUACACCAAAUUGCUCUUGAUUAUCAUAUGAUGUGCGCGCAAAAAGCAUUUCAAACAGUAGAUAAUGCCCAAAGGCACCAUCGAUCUGGUGGAUACCAUUUAGUCAAAGGUAAUGGUAAUUCCACAAAUGUGGAAGAUUGGUGCAAACAUUGA